Messenger RNA from Cyphellophora europaea CBS 101466, 5700 nucleotides. RefSeq lists its product as uncharacterized. The record is from RefSeq and is a predicted model, not a curated record. The transcript has a single exon. NCBI's taxonomy places the organism in Eukaryota, Fungi, Ascomycota, Eurotiomycetes, Chaetothyriales, Cyphellophoraceae. Gene Ontology annotation, biological process: Golgi organization; autophagy; COPII vesicle coat assembly. Gene Ontology annotation, cellular component: endoplasmic reticulum exit site; ER to Golgi transport vesicle membrane. Bases 1 to 5700 code for a protein of 1899 amino acids.
AUGGAAGGACCCAAUACCUAUAAUAUUGCCGCACCGCAGGCGCCAGACGAGAUUCAAGCAGGUCACUGGCAGCCCGCACUGCGCCCCAAUGAUCCACCCGGAACGCAGAUCUCACAACCCGUGCAGCCCACGCAAGGCGCUGAAGCCCUCGCUGGGUCAAGAGAGGGCUCUGUAGAACGUUUGGACACGCACUGGAGUCAAGAAGCCGCUGCACCACAACAGCUGAGUGCUGCAGAGGACCUGCAGACGAGCUCUCCUGAUCCAACCCAAGCAACAGGAUUGCACCGUGCAGUGACACAAACCGUGUCGCAUACCCAACAGGACAUCUCCGCACAAGAGCCGGAGGAACUUGAGGAUGACGGUGACGACGAGCGAUUAGAUCCUGCUUGGAGCAUCAAACGCAUGAAUACUGCCCAGAUACUCAGCUCGGUGAAUCGGACGGCGUCGUUUCCCACAUUCACCUCUAUCGAUCGGUCCGAGGCACACCCGCCUGCCGCGGAGCAGCCGGAGAAUCAAAAGACAUCUGUGCAGGAAUCAGAGCAACUCUACAAUCACGAACAAGCCGAUGGUUCAAGGCCAUUGGUGCAGUCCAAACCGGAAUUUAAUUGGGAUCAGGAAGCCGAUCCUGAAGCAGAACACUACCUACGUCGUUCCGAUGUGACACCGCCUCAAGCCCAUAUUCAUGAUCCAGAAGAGUCCAGGUUCGAGGAGGGCCUUCCUCUGGUGCAGGCUGUGGACGAAAGUGAGGAGCAGCCCGCCGCUGUAGAAGACUCGACACAGCUUAAUGGGUUCGAGACGUCAAGUGAUGAUCACCAGGAUUCAUCGUUUUUUUCUGGCUUGAAUGAAUCGCACCAAACUUUCCCACCAGAGCUGACCCGAAAGUCUACUUCUGCAGUGCUUGGAGCUCUCAACAUGACAGAAGAGCCGCAUCACGAAUUGGACGAAGACCACACCUUUUUCAGCAGCCUCCAAUCUGAGCAAACCGAAGCGCCUGCUGUAGUCCCGAAAGACGAUGCAGCAAGACCCGCCGAGCCGGCCUCUGACAAAGCGGCCUCUGGCGUAGACGACAUAUGGAAUGCCAUGGCCGAGGACGAUGAGUUUCUUGUGGAAGACCCGGACGAUCUGCUGCCAGAUUCGGAGCCAUCAUCUCCCUCAUCAUUCACAGCGGCUCUCAAGCAGGACAGCAAUUCGAUUCCAGAUCACGCUUCUCCGCAAAGCGCUGUCCCUCAACGACCCUUACCUCCUCGCCAAUCAUCAAACCCUUACGCUCCCCAUCAGCCGUCCACAGCGGAGUUAUCGGAGGUGCCGCCAAUGCCCCCUGGUAUUGGGUCAAUCCGCCCGGGAUCUAGCCAGUUUAACUCUUUCCAGUCGCAUCAGCAGCACCCGCGACCAGCCAUGCCUCAGCCAGCCCAAAGCUUUGUCGAUCAGAAGAGCGGCUAUCAAAGCCCGUACGACUUGCCUAUGGAACUCAGUAAACCGAAAAAAAGGCCAGCAGUCCUUCAACAGGUUUCGUCUACCAGGGGCAUCCCACCCCCUCCCCGCAGCAGCAGCAUUACCGAAAAGCCUGCGCAAUCACCCUUCGGUUUUGGUGCGGCUAACAGCGCACAGCCUUCGCCGGCCUAUCCUCCACGAGACAUGUCAGGUUCCGUGCCCCCUUCGAGUGGUCCGGCUGCAAAACGUAGCUCUAGUUUCUUCGAAGAGUUGCCAAUCUCGUCAAAACCACGGGCAGGCUCAGGCGGCGGUAGGUACACACCACAACAAGGCGCACCUUCGAUAGCACCACCUCCCAUGGCGAGUCCGCCCCAUGCAGCCCCCAUGCAGCCUCAGAUACAACCGGUUCGUGCUCAAUCGUCGGACCCACUUGCUCAAUUUCAACUUCGAGCGCCGGCUCCGAUAGAUCCAUUCCCUAACACAACGUUUGUCCCGGGUCCGGCUCCAGCACUAGUACCAUCACCUGCUGCUGCUAGUCGCUACUCGCCCGCACCUCCUUCUCUAGCUGCGCCUCGAACCGGCCCUUCACCUCGAUACUCUCCCGCUCCACCCCCUCAGGCAGCAGCACCGCCCACCGUCAAUCGUUAUGCAUCUCAACCAUCGGUGCCUCAGCUACCUCAGCAGCCCACACAUACCAAUCGGCAUAGCUCACAACCCACGUCUGCUCCAUCGCCCCCAGUCGCUCCCCUUCCUUUCCAGCCUCGGACGUCAAGUCCACUAGUUCACCAUAAGUCCUCCGUUGAUGAAUCUCAACAACGGGAUUAUGCGGCACCCUCACAGCCUGUUCCACCUCAUGGGCUCCGUUACGGAGCCAAUGGUAUAGCUUCGCCUCCGGCGAACGUGCAGUCUGCUCAAACACCUGCUCAUGAUAUCUACUCCUCACCACCAAAGGCAGAGCCACCUCUGCAGCCACCAAAACGAUCUCAAACCCAAUCUCCAAGUAAACAGCGCCCUCAAGCAACGCCACCAAUGUCUCAACGGCACAGCGGAUACCGUCCGGCCUCUGCUCAUGGCAGUGUGGCACCAAUGAGACCACUUGCGCAGGUUGAGAGCGCUCCUUUCACGAGAGCGCAUGCCCAAGGACCGUCCUUUGUGGAGCAGGUCGAUUUUGUUCAGCCUACGGAUGAGUUGAGAUUCGAUCCGUUAGAACGUUGGAAGGGUGCUCCUGUUCUUCGCUUCGGCUUCGGCGGCGCCAUUGUCAGCACUUUCCCGAAGCAUGUGCCUCGAUAUAGUGCGGGCGCCGUGAAGCCACAGAUCAAGCCCACUGUUGGGGAUGUCUCGGUGCGGGAAAGCAAGAGCGUUCUUCCGGGGUCUCCUCAUGUCGCCAGCUUUCCAGGACCGUUGAAGACCAAGUCGAGGAAGAAAGAACUUCUCGUCUGGUUGAGUGGUUACAUUACUGAACUUGAGUCGCAUGCCUCAUUGAUCCUGCCAGCGCAGUCGCUUCCUGAUCCUCGAAAGCGGCAUGAGGAAAAGAUCAUGCUGUGGAAAAUUAUCAAGUCUAUGGUGGAACAUGACGGUGCUCUUGAUAGCGGAGAAGCCCUGAAAGCAGUGAAUGUGGUCCUGGCGCCUGAGAUCCAUGCCGUUGACGAAUCCACAGCGACGCAGUAUGGUCAGGAUAUCUCGCCUUCUAUCUAUCGACCCUUGGGUACAAGUGUGAGGCCGGAAAAUGUCGAUCCUAUGGCGGUGGACACGGUCAGAAAGCACCUACUGCGUGGCAACCGUAAAGAAGCUGUCUGGCACGCCGUGGACCACCGACUAUGGUCUCACGCAUUUUUAAUUGGCUCAACGAUGCCUCGAGACACGUGGAAGCAGGUUGUGUCGGAGUUUGUCAAGCAGGAAGUCAAGACUGCUGGCACUGGUACUGAGUCGCUCUCCACACUAUAUGAGAUCUUUGGCGGAAACGCUGAAGACUGUGUCGACCAGCUCGUACCACCUUCCGCCCGCGCAGGACUGCAGCUGGUCAGUAAGAUUGACAGUGCUGGUCCGACAAAGAAUGCCCUGGAUGGCCUCGAUAAGUGGAGGGAGACUCUCAGCCUGAUCAUCAACAACCGAAGCCAUGCCGACCACCAGGCCUUGGCGAGUUUGGGCCGCCUGCUCUUGGAGUAUGGCAGAAUUGAAGCUGCUCACGUCUGUUUCUUGUUCUCACGGAGCGCUACAAACCCAACAAUAGUAGGAGGCCUUGACGAACCACAAGCGAGCAUCGUUUUGCUCGGAGCCGAUCAUCGUAAACAGCCAUUCGAUUUUGCCAGAGACCUCGAUGCCAUAUUGCUGACGGAAGUUUACGAGUUUGCUACUCUUGUGCUUACUGGCUCGACAACGGCAUUCAUGCCCUACUUGUCGACAUACAAGCUACGACAUGCCUCACUUUUGGCUGAGGAAGGGUCUAGAACAGAAGCGCAGGCGUACUGUGAUGCCUUGACGGCCACACUGCGGAACACAAAGGUAUCUUCGUACUAUGCGCCAGCUUUUCUGGGCGAACUCGAAGACUUUUCGAACCGUCUCAAGCAGGUCCCAAUACAUUCCAGUUCAUGGAUGGGCAAGCCGAACCUGGAGAAGGUCUCCGGAUCGAUUCUAUCGAAACUCAGCAACUUCGUUGCGGGCGAGGACAGCGAUGCGGAAUCCAAGGGCUCGGGCAGGGAAGCCGGCGAGGCUGGACCAUUCGCCCAUGUGGCGGGCACACCAUCACUCAGCCGUACCACGUCCCAGUCUGACAUUCAAUACGGUUACGCAACGUCGGCCCCGCAGUCUAUACCUACGACCAUGGCAGGAUCCCGAUAUGCACCGAAUGGCUUGAGCUCAGCAAGGUCGUCUUCAGAGCUUACACGCGGCAGACCCUCGCUGGAUUCGCAGCGGUCUCCGCCGUCUUCGUCGUACGCUCCUAACGGCCGCCCGUCACCAUACGAUCCCAUCAAUAUGAUGCAGUCGGCGACUCACUCCGCUCCAGUCAAUCCGUUUCAGUCGAUGUCAUCGCCUCCAUUGAAUCGCUAUCAAGCAACGCCACCACACAGUUCGUAUGCGCCCAAUGCGACGUCGAGCUUUUCUCCGCAAAAGGACGCGGCUUCAGGUCAGAAUCCCGAUGCUCCGGCAUCUCCCCCGGCAUUGGAACCGUAUAUGCCCACGCCACCGGCGGAGCCAAUCCACGUCCAAUCAGAUGAGCCAUCACUUGACCUGCACUCGCACUCUUAUCAGCCAUUGCCUCGUUCACAAGACUCUAUGCCUACGAUCAGUGAGCAGGCAAACUUUGGCGGGUAUGCGCCGCCGGAGCCAACAGAUGCAUUUGCUCCUAAUCAGUCGGAGCCAGCCACUGUCGCUGAACCAGAUACUGGGUACGCUCCAGCCGGUCAGUCUUACGGCUAUGCGCCUCCAGAAAACACUGGCUAUGUGCCCUAUACCCCGGAUCCUGACUCGCCAGCAGAACAGUCAAAGCCAAGAAAAAUGCAAUUCGGUGAAGAUGACGACAACCUCGGCUCAGGCUCGAAAUCGACUGCCCCAGCCGAUGAUGCUGCCGCUCGCAAAGCAGCCAACGACGCCGCGGCAGAUGCAGCUUUCCGCGCAGCUGCUGAAGCUGAUGCUGCUCAGCAGAAAGAGAAGACCGUAAAAGCGAAAUCAUCAGGCUGGUUUGGCGGUUGGCUUGGAGGUGCCAAGAAAUCCGAAUCGCUUGAUGCAGGGUCGAGCUCGAAGAGCGGCAAGGAGUCGACCGUGUACCGCGCGAAAUUGGGCGAAUCCAAGAUGAAGCUCUACUACGAUAAAGAUCUAAAGAAGUGGGUCAACCCCGACAAUCCUGAUGCAGGGAAGUCGACGCCAACGCCCCCACCCCCAAGAGCUGCCAGUGGCACACCUGGACCACCCAUGGCGGGUGGCAUGGCUCCCCCUCCCCCUCGCAGCAUUUCUGCCGCCCCUCCCAUGGCCUCACCUGGCAUCAUGACCCCGGGCAGCGGGCCACCCAGUCGCGCAGCCACCCCUGCGAGUGGCAGCAGCGCGCCUGGAAUAUCAGCAACUUUGCCUCCGAACGUAAACGCUUCGCUGAGUGAAGGUGCUACAGGAGGAUUUGGGCUCCCAUCAGGUCCACCCAGUAGACCCGGCACGGCCAUGAGCAAUGCCAGCAGCAUUGAUGAUCUGCUGGGCGGUGGGCCGCCAAUGGGGGGAAAGAGGGGCGCGAAGGGCGCAAAGGCCAAGAAGGGCCGGUAUGUGGAUGUCAUGGCGAAGUGA